Messenger RNA from Diversispora eburnea, 3048 nucleotides. The record is from the annotation of a GenBank genome assembly. NCBI's taxonomy places the organism in Eukaryota, Fungi, Glomeromycota, Glomeromycetes, Diversisporales, Diversisporaceae.
AUGUACUUAUUUCCGUCACAAACAUUUACCUUGGGUUAUAGUAAAAAUUCCAUGAUGGAAUUAUAUGAAAGUGCCGAUGAGUUUGUACAGAGUGAUGACAAUGGUUUCGUAGGUUCAUCGUCUUCGUUUACAAUUACAGAAUCAACAGAAUUAAUAGAAUUGACAAGAAAUAAGAAGGGAGCUGAGAUUUCUAAAUCAAUCGAGCAACAAUCUCAUUCUGAAACAUCUCAAACGCCGCGUCGAACCAAUUCUGCAAAUAUGAAAAUGACUGACAAUAAGAUUAAGAAAGAAACAACAAUCGAAUCGAGGAAGAAACCUAAUAAAGGCGAAUUUUUUGAAAUUAUUUUCGGAAACUAUAUGAAAGACAAAGAUGGUAAUAAACGGGAUCCGCGUCAUGAAGGCUCUAAUUUGUCUGAACCAGGAACCCCAAAGAGUUUGCGUAGUAUUUCAAUCCAAACCAUUCACACAAAACCACCGCGUUCUUCUCGAAAUCAACAAACAUGUGUAAAGAAGCUCAAUGAAGCUUCUGCCCAAACAGAUUCACAAAUUGAAUGCAGUAGCGUAUUGGUACAACAUAAUGAUGUAUCAGUACAAACCGAUAAUAUUCCUAUUCUGAAAGAAAUGAAAAAAACGCGUACGGUGGGCAUUCAGGCAAUGAAGAAAGUGUGUGACGUUGCUGUUCAAACGGAAAAAAAUGAUAAUCAAACCUUUACUAUUGAUUCAAAUCAAUUAAAAUCAGUUUUCACGGAACAACUUGGACCAGAACUGGCAAUCCAAUUGAAAAAAAUUUUGAAUUCACCUGAAUUAAAGUCAAUUCUUAUGGAACAACUCGGUCCUCAAUUGGCAACUCAAUUAAAAAAAACUAUUCAUUCUGAUGGAAUUCUUCCCACUUCUACUUCGAACAAAAAAUUUAAAUUGGAAGAUAUCAAAUCGGUAAAUACUAAAUCCGAAAAUUCAAAAGCAGAAAAUAGUAAAUUAGAAAAAACCAAAUCCAAAAAUACAAAAAAUGCUGCUACUUCAACAGAAUCAUCUGAUGUGUUAAGUGAUACAAGCCGCAAAUUGACAUCAAUUAAAAACGGUACAAUCAACAAAUCAAUACUAAAUAAAAACGAUACCAACAACAUAUCAUCAGCACCAAUUAAAAACGAUGCAAGGAAUUUAUUAUUUACAACACCAAGUAAAUUUGAUGCUGGAACAUCAACAUCGAGUAAAAAUGAUACGAGCAAGAUAUCACCAUCAAAUAAACCAAUCCCCAAAGGUUUUAACGAAGAUUGGCAAAUAUAUUCUAUUUCUAAUGGAGACGAAGAUGCGUGGGGUACGGGAUUAUUAGAAAAAUCCUCGAAUAUUGAUUCUUCCCUUCCUAAAGAAAGGGAUAAGUUUGAUUCUAAUAUAAGUUUAUUAAAUGGGUCAAAUGAUUGGGAUUCGGUUGAUGAUGACAAUAUCACGUGGUCAUCUCAAUCACCGACUAAUCCAAUUAAUAUCAAUUCAACAACUAAUAAUUCCUCUGUGCAAAAUUCCUGCCAAAAAGAAUCCAAUGCAUCAAAAUCAGAUUAUCGACAGACAACAUCAAAUUCAUACGCAAGAGAUAUUUCGGAAUCAAGGAAUAAUUCGAGAUCAGGAAAUAUUCCACAUUCAAGCGAUAUCUCGGAAUCAAGAAAUAAUUCACAAGCAAGAGAUACUUCACAAUCACAAACACGAGAUAUUUCACAAAUAUCAGAACGGUCACAAACUAGAAGCAUUUUUAAUUCUUCAAAACCACCAGAAUCCAAUAAUAAUUCUAAUAAUUCCGAAUCUUUCGUGAUAAAAAGAAAAUCGAAAGAAAUACAGACUGAUAUGAACAUAAGCCCCGACUUAAUGAAUGCAUCUACACAAAGUUCAACAAUAUUGAAACCUUCCAUAAUGAAUUCUAAGUGGGCUGACGAAAACCUCAAUCAACAAACUUUUAAUAAUAAUAAUCAAAGUUCGAAUAGGAUAAACCAACACGGAAAUAGAAAUACAAAUCACUUUAGAAGUGAUGAUUAUAAGGAGAAUUUACAUUGUUCUGAAUCUACACGUACCGAAAAUAUAUCUUUUAACGGUCUUUUAUCAAGCACCCAUAACAUUUCCCGAAAUGUAACUGAUCCCAAUUCAUCUAAUCAUAGAGAAUACAAUGAAAACCGAUGCCAAAAUUGUUAUAAGACCGGUCAUCAUUAUUCUAAAUGUGCUCAACAAAAGGGAAUGGGCCAUUGGGAAUCGAGGGAACGUGAAGAACCCAAAAGUGCGAACCCAUCAAAUAUCCUAAGAAGUUGUGUCCGUGUUAUCAGAGACUGUAGACCAUCAGAAAUAUCACCAAAAGAGGCAUGGGAAAAGCUUAUUCAAGCAGAUCAAGAUGAUUUUCGAAAUUGUUUCGAAGAAUAUGCCAAAGCUUCACCAAACGAAACAUUCCAAUUGAUAGAAGAAAAAUUAAGAAAAAUCAAGUCUAAGGCAAGAAUUAUGGCCGUAGAACGUGAGAUUCCACAAAAUAAAUGUUUAGUAGAUCUCCAAGGAAAUGCUGGCAAAAAAUACUACGCUCAAAUACUUUUUCUUAAUUCUCAGCGACCCGUUCCGGGAAAUAUUGCAGGUAGCGCAGAAGAAAAUUUUACGUGGUUAGCUGAUGCAGGAUUUAUGUGUGAUGAUCCGACACCUUUUUGUCCUGGUUGUAAAAGCAAGGGUCAUUGGAAAGCUGAUUGUCCUGAUCCAAAACCUGAAGAACCUCAUCAAAAAAUGGGAUGCAAUUAUUGCAAAUCCCUUGAACACGAUUCAAAGUAUUGUGAUUCCCGCGAUCGUCUUUACAAGCCAAAAUGUUAUUCUUGUAAUGAAUCUGGGCACGUAACGAGAUCUUGCAACCGUGAAAAAAACAAAAAUCAUCAAAAUCAUCAAAUUAAUAAUCAUUCACAAAAUUAUGACAGUCGGGAUGGUCGAAAUAACAGUAAUAACGGCGGGAUUUACAAAGUUGGAAAUAAUGGUGAUUCAAUUAAGCGAAGCGAGAGCAGAGAUGCUUGGGCACCCGGUGGAAGUAUUUAUAAGUGA